AUGUAUGUUGCCACCAAGGGUCGUUUGUAUGAGAGAGUCACCCAUGUCGAUUGUAAGGAAUCUUCCAGUCGUCAAUUGUUUUAUGCGGGUGCUAUUACUAAAUUUGUUUUGAAUUUUCACGACAAAGAUCAUGUUGGUGUGAAAAAUACUCCGAAUAAGAUUCAUGUCCAGUACGUUGGCAAAGGUCUCGGAGAAGUUAAGAAGGAUCAAGAACAACAAAAUGAACCCCAGAUAUUUUUACACUGUCUAUCUUCACCAUUCUAUCUUGUUGGGUGGGAAUUUAUUGGUACCUUAACCGAGACACCCUCUUAUAUGAAAUAUAAGAUUGUAGCUGUUCGUUAUCCGACUAAAUCGCAAAUCUUUAAAGUCAUCAAAGAGAUCAAUGCUGAGAUUAUUGCCCAGUUUAUACAAGACAAAAUCACUGCUGUUUACGGUGCUCCUUGCUGUGUUAUUACGGAUAUAGAAUCAAAUUGUCUUUCUAAGCCAUUUAUAUAUUUAUCUGAAACGUAUUGA
This is a messenger RNA of Mucor mucedo, 513 nucleotides long. RefSeq lists its product as uncharacterized. Lineage: Eukaryota; Fungi; Mucoromycota; Mucoromycetes; Mucorales; Mucoraceae. The record is from RefSeq and is a predicted model, not a curated record. Bases 1 to 513 code for a protein of 170 amino acids. The transcript is spliced from 2 exons.